Messenger RNA from Penicillium mononematosum, 1122 nucleotides. RefSeq lists its product as uncharacterized. The coding region runs from base 1 to 1122 and encodes 373 amino acids. The transcript is spliced from 5 exons. The record is from RefSeq and is a predicted model, not a curated record. Lineage: Eukaryota; Fungi; Ascomycota; Eurotiomycetes; Eurotiales; Aspergillaceae.
AUGGAAGCCCCAAUGCCCAUCGUGGGCCGAAGUCUCGCCAUUUUCAUGGUCUCAAUUGUGAUGAUGUCUAUCUCCAUUGUGACAGUUGCAUUACGAAGUUUUGUGCGACUGAAUAUCCUCCGGGCCUUUGGCUGGGAUGAUGCUCUGAUGGUUGCUGCAUUGAUCCUUUUUAUAUUUCUGGAUAUCUGUUGCAUAAUUGGAGCAAUGUUUGGAAUCGGGCAUACCUAUACAGAUUUUACAAGCAUGGAGACCUAUAAGAGAGCGCUUCUCAUGUGGUGGCUUGGUCAAAUAAUCUACAUUUGGGCCUCAGCAGUUGCCAAAAUAUCAAUUGCCGUUGCACUCCUCCGGUUGGCCGUCAAAAGGUCUCACAGAGUGAUACUUUGGAGCAUUAUUGCUGUUGUCAUUGCUAUUGGAUUCAUGCUCGGGCUAUUGCUACUCUUCGCCUGUAAUCCCAUCUCCCACUUCUGGGAGCAAGUGGAUCCGACCAGCACGGGAACAUGCCUGUCCAUGUACACAAUCUUGGCAGUCACCUAUUUCUAUAGCUCUGUGACUAUAUUGUGUGAUGUGUCGCUUGGCCUGCUACCCAUUUUACUCGUCUGGAAACUGCAAAUGAAUAGACGAACGAAGGUUGCGGUAGGAGGAAUCCUCGGGUUAGGGGCAAUUGCGAGUGUGGCAGUGAUAUGCCGAAUUCCAUUUCUACGAUUCUACGCCGAUAGCGAUUUCCUUUAUUCAACCUACCUAAUCGCUAUCUGUUCUGUCAUUGAGACCGGCCUCGGAAUUACAGCAGGCAGUCUCACCACCCUCCGGCCCCUAUUCCGCCGACUCCUAGAUGGAAAUACGACUCGCAAUCCCAAGUCACGCAAACAAGGAACAUAUUCAGAGACAUACGCACUGUCCAAUAUGCAAAGUGAGGCCAUGAAAGGGUCGCGAAACCCGAAACACUGGCGCCCUGAUAUCGACCCCGAUGACACCAGCACAGUUGUCACAAUCUCGUCGCAGCGGAGAAACAGGCUUUGGAUUAGUAACAGCAGCCAAGAAGCCUUGUACCCUGAGCCGGUAACGCCAAACCGGGUCACGAUACAGAGCACCUUUGUACAGACAGUGACGGAGGGGGGAAAUUAG